GUUUGCUUGUACGACAGACACCACACCCGGUCCGCAUCUUUCACAUGCUUGCUCCCAGGAGUCCAGCGCAGAUAAAUUGCCUUCAUUUGUUGACCUGACAAACACUUGUUAUUCUUCCCCUCUGAGUAGCAAUCCACUUUAUUCCUUCGGAGUUGCCCUUGCCCACCCAGCAAUAUGUCCUCGUCGAGUUCCAUCCCCACCCCCAAAUUGCCACCGAGUACUGACAGGGUACCCAUCGACCACGAUCUCUGCUCAGUUCUGAGUACGCUUCAGCUGUGGCACACAACGAAGGAUGGCCAAGUGAAGAAAACAUCCACCAUCCAAGUAUCGGGAAAGCAGAGUCGCACGUACAUCGCCUUCGCACAAGAAGCCAGCCGCGCCGGGAUGAGCAAUGAGAUCAUCUUGACUGCGGUGAUUGCCCAUGUUAUCAUGUCUGGAUGGCCAGGAACCGCCCUGCAUGAGCAGCGAAUCCGUGGGAUCCGUGAGGACCAUAGGAUUAUGCUGCGUCAUAAUAUCCCGCUUUCUAGCAGCAUCUGCGCCAUCUAUGACGAGGUCAAGGAUGAUGUUGCUCGGUUUUCCACCGAUGAAUCUCUCUCCAUGCACCAGAAAGUGCUACGCAUUCACAAUUUCAUCGCGCGAAUCCAAUUCCCGAAAUUCUUUGUGAUACUCACCAAGUACCGCCUGCUGGAGAUCGCCUACGAACUGGCUAGUGCUUGGUCCGGAUUCCCAGCUGUGCGCAGCGUCUCUGGUGCAAUGGAGACGGAGGCAGCGAGUAGCAGCGAUCAUGGUUCCACUGGAAGCUAUAAGCAGGAGAUUGACCGACUACGUGGCAUGGCUGACUCCCUACCCUACAAAGAUGAGCUACCUAUGGGUCUCCUAAGCAUGCCAGUCUCAAAGCAACAGCGGGUAGGGUCUCGACGAGCUCCAGACCCAAUGAUGCUGGUAGACUUUGAUCGGCAUACCUCCAUCCUCAUGCGUGUUUGGCAAUGGGUCUUGGUGGACAUCCGGCAGAUUACGGUGUGGUUCGAGACCGCCGCCGACAUGGUCGCGUAUCCAUUCUACAUGCAACUCUGCCUUGAUCGCGGAAUGGAGAUUUACGCGGAGAUGGCGCUCUACCUUCAACAGUACAGUGAUGCGAUGGUCCAUUGGCUGGACUUCCCGUGAGCUGUAGAUUCUGGUGGAUUCCAUACCACGCUUGUGGGUUUCUAGCUAAUGUUCAGAUAAAGGCAACGAGUUUGUGGAAGCUAUGCACCUGGAUGUCAAAUGCUCUAUUAUCUCGGACAUCGAGCGGGGUCGGUGCGCGGAGGUCUAUUGCGAGUAGGUUAGUCUGCACUGCACGCUUCAGCUGUGCUCUCUCUAUACGUACAUUAGCGUCAAUGACAGGGGUACGGUUACUUGUUUA
Aspergillus fijiensis CBS 313.89 is the source of this 1402-nucleotide messenger RNA. RefSeq lists its product as uncharacterized. NCBI's taxonomy places the organism in Eukaryota, Fungi, Ascomycota, Eurotiomycetes, Eurotiales, Aspergillaceae. The transcript is spliced from 7 exons. The coding region runs from base 430 to 1164 and encodes 244 amino acids. The record is from RefSeq and is a predicted model, not a curated record.